Suncus etruscus (white-toothed pygmy shrew) is the source of this 1011-nucleotide messenger RNA. It is a transcript of the gene COPE, whose product is annotated as COPI coat complex subunit epsilon. Gene Ontology annotation, cellular component: COPI vesicle coat. Gene Ontology annotation, biological process: endoplasmic reticulum to Golgi vesicle-mediated transport; retrograde vesicle-mediated transport, Golgi to endoplasmic reticulum; intra-Golgi vesicle-mediated transport. The coding region runs from base 36 to 962 and encodes 308 amino acids. NCBI's taxonomy places the organism in Eukaryota, Metazoa, Chordata, Mammalia, Eulipotyphla, Soricidae. The record is from RefSeq and is a predicted model, not a curated record. The transcript has 10 exons. Gene Ontology annotation, molecular function: protein binding; structural molecule activity.
CCUGCGGAAGUGGAGAGCGAGAAAAGGCCGCGACCAUGGCGCCCCCGGCUCCAGGCCCGGCCUCGGGCGGCGCCGGAGACGUGGACGAGCUGUUCGACGUGAAAAACGCCUUCUACAUCGGGAGCUACCAGCAGUGCAUCAACGAGGCGCAGCGGGUGAAGCCAUCCAGCCCGGAGAGAGAUGUGGAGCGGGAUGUAUUCCUGUAUCGCGCCUACCUGGCCCAGAGAAAAUUCGGCGUGGUCCUGGAUGAGAUCAAGCCCUCCUCGGCCCCCGAGCUGCAGGCCGUGCGCAUGUUCGCCCAGUACCUGGCCAGCGAGAGCCAGAGGGAUACCAUCGUGGCCGAGCUGGACCGGGAGAUGAGCAAAAGUGUGGACGUGAGCAACAGCACUUUCCUGCUCAUGGCCGCCUCCAUCUACUUCCACGAGAACAACCCGGAUGCCGCCCUGCGGGCCCUGCACCAGGGAGACAGCCUGGAGGGUAUGGCCAUGACUGUGCAAAUCCUGCUGAAACUGGACCGUCUGGACCUAGCCAGGAAGGAGCUGAAGAAGAUGCAGGAGCAGGACGAGGACGCGACACUCACGCAGCUGGCCACCGCCUGGGUUAGCCUCGCCACUGGCGGUGACAAGCUGCAGGACGCCUACUACAUAUUCCAGGAGCUCGCGGACAAGUGCUCCCCCACACUGCUGCUUCUGGGGGGCCAGGCUGCCGCCCACAUGGCACAGGGCCGCUGGGAGGCCGCAGAGGGCGCCCUGCAGGAGGCACUGGACAAGGACAGCGGCCACCCCGAGACACUUGUCAACCUCAUUGUGCUGUCACAGCAUCUGGGCAAACCCCCUGAGGUGACAAACCGGUACCUCUCUCAGCUGAAGGACGCCCACAGGACACACCCCUUCAUCCAGGAGUAUCAGGCCAAGGAGAACGACUUUGACCGGCUGGCUCUGCAGUACAGCCCCAGUGCAUGAACCCCCAGCUGCUUUCCCGCCACACCCCAAUAAAUGCCUCUCCUCGGAA